AUGUCAUGUAAUCACAGAUCAAACCCACCAUUGUUUUUUCUCCUGAGCUUUGUUUUCUUUUUCUCUCUGUUUACUUCUUCAACAGCAACUCGCAGUUCUGCAACUUCCCAUUUUCAAUCCUUUCCCAUUUCAGAUGUUGUGGUCGGUGAGAGAGAGAAUGGUGGUGUGGUGGUUUCAUGGGAGGCAAGGAGGCAUCUUGCAGAAGAACAGAACACAACAUCUUCUAUGAUAUUGGCUGCAAAGAGAACAAGAAGGAGAGAUCCUUUAGAGAACUUUAAACUCUACACUUCUGGUUAUAAUAUCAGCAAUAAACAUUACUGGGCUUCUGUUGGUUUUACUGCGGCUCCAUUCUUUAUUGUCGCUGCAGUUUGGUUUGUGAUAUUUGGAUUAAGCUUGUCCUUUAUCUGCCUCUGCUAUUGCUGUUGCCCAAGAGAGCCUUAUGGCUAUUCUAGAGCGUGCUACGCCCUGUCUCUAAUUUUGCUCAUUUUAUUUACCAUUGCUGCAAUUGCAGGAUGUGUUGUUCUGUAUACUGGCCAAGGGAAGUUUCACAGUAUUACAACACACACAUUGGAAUAUGUAGUUAAUCAGGCAAAUGUUACUGCCGAGAACCUCAGGAAUGUGUCAGGUUUUCUUGCUGCGGCUAAGAAUGCUGCUGUAGAGUCAGUUUUUCUGCCAGUCAGUGUCCGAAAUGGCAUUGAUAGCAUUCAAACAAAGAUCAACUCCUCUGGUACUACUCUUUCCAGUACUACACAGAAGAAUUCGGAAGGCAUACAAGAUGUUUUGGAUAGCGUGAGACUGGCCCUCAUUAUCCUUGCUGCUGUAAUGCUUGCUUUGGCAUUUCUUGGAUUUUUAUUCUCCAUUUUUGGUAUGCAAUGUCUUGUUUACUUCCUGGUGAUCCUUGGCUGGAUUCUUGUUACGGGCACAUUUGUUUUGUGUGGUGUAUUCCUUCUCCUCCACAAUGUGGUUGCCGAUUCUUGUGUUUCUAUGGAUCAGUGGGUUCAGAAUCCCACUGCUAAAACAGCUUUGGAUGAUAUAAUCCCUUGUGUAGACAACAGAACUGCUCAAGAAACCUUGAGGCAGACCAAGGAGACAACCUACCAACUAGUCAAUGUUGUUGAUAACGUCAUCAGCAAUAUCUCCAACAGAAAUUUCCCACGCCAAGCAGGACCUCUAUAUUACAAUCAGUCUGGUCCGCCAAUGCCUCUACUUUGCAACCCAUUUAAUUCUGAUUAUACAGAUAGGCAAUGUGCUGCUGGUGAAGUGGACUUAAGCAAUGCUAGCCAGGUGUGGAAGAGUUAUAUCUGUGAGGUUUCACCAUCUGGGAUUUGUACUACGCCUGGUCGGCUUACUCCCAGCUUGUACAACCAGAUGGAUUCUGCAGUAAACCUAAGUUAUGGGUUGAAUCGUUAUGGUCCAUUCUUGGUUGGCCUUGAAGACUGCACUUUUGUGCGAGAAACAUUCACUGAGAUCACCCAUUCUUAUUGUCCUGAUUUGCGGCGAUAUACACAAUGGAUAUACAUUGGGCUAGUUAUUGUAUCUGCUGCUGUAAUGCUGUCACUGAUCUUCUGGGUAAUUUAUGCAAGAGAGAGAAGGCAUCGUGUAUAUACCAAGCAGUUCAUGUCUAGCUCCUUGGAAGGUCCUGGGAAGUAA
This is a messenger RNA of Dovyalis caffra, 1650 nucleotides long. The record is from the annotation of a GenBank genome assembly. Lineage: Eukaryota; Viridiplantae; Streptophyta; Magnoliopsida; Malpighiales; Salicaceae.